Alternaria burnsii is the source of this 1173-nucleotide messenger RNA. RefSeq lists its product as uncharacterized. The transcript has 5 exons. Gene Ontology annotation, molecular function: catalytic activity. The coding region runs from base 1 to 1173 and encodes 390 amino acids. The record is from RefSeq and is a predicted model, not a curated record. NCBI's taxonomy places the organism in Eukaryota, Fungi, Ascomycota, Dothideomycetes, Pleosporales, Pleosporaceae.
AUGUUCUUCCAGUACAGAUCAGUUUUUACAAGCAUCCUUGUGCUUACGCAAACACUACAUGCCUCCGUUCAGGCAAGUCCCCUCGUAGAGAAGAAUGCGCAAGCCCUCGCUCUCCAAGCACGCAACAAGUCUUGUCAAAUCAGUCUCACUCCAAACACUGCCGAUAUCGCUAACACCUCCUACGUAAACCUCGUACGAACUGCCAAGCUACCUUCAGGAAGGACUUAUCGCUAUGUCUUCUCUCCGCCAGCGGAAUCCGACAAACCCUACCUUCUUUUCCUACAUGGCUUUCCGGACUCAUCUUAUGGGUGGGCGAACCAGAUUGAGUAUUUCACGCGACAUGGCUAUGGUGUAAUUGCACCAGAUAUGCUAGGCUAUGGCGGUACAGACAGUCCAGAUGACUUGAAAAGUUACAGACUGAAGAGCAUCAAUUCCGAAAUGAUAGAGCUAUUCGAUUGCGAGGGAGUAGACCGUGUUGUCGCUACAGGCCAUGACUUCGGAACUGCAAUACUCAGUACACUCUAUUAUUACAACCCCGACCGCUUGCUUGCGCUCGCCUACCUGACUCUGGGUUAUACUGCUCCCGGGGCUAAUCUUCGAUUAGCAGAAAUCGAAGCUUUGAACAACCAGACAAAUUCUCUCUUCGGAUAUCCUAUCUUCGGAUACUUCAUUUAUCAUAUCACCGAAGAGGCAGCCGCAGCCUACGAUGAUCACCUUGAUUCUGCUUACAGUCUCUGGUUCACGAACAACGCGACCUACCAGAAGGAAUACCUUGCGCCGCUGAAUGAAUUGGAACGUUGGCUUUCUGAAGAUAGGAGAGCACCAUAUGGCGGCGUAUACAUCACCGACGUAGUCAAAGAACAGUGGAAAGCGAUUGUCAGGGCCCAGGGUGGUCUUGCCGGAGGUUUGCGAUGGUACAAGUCACUGUUAUCUGGCGUGAACCAAGACGAUGCAGCAGCAUUGCAGUCAGUGUCGCCGAUAAUCACUAAACCUACUUUGGUGGUUACUUCUAAUCGUGAUCCGGUGUGUCUUCCGAGUAUAGCGUUGAACAAUACGCUUCCGUAUGCACCUUUCGCACGGCCAAGAACGCUGGAUUCCGGACAUUUUGUUCAGCUGGAGAAAGCUGAUGAGUUGAACUACGAAUUGCAUCAGUUUGUCAAAUCCUUGGCCUAA